ACUUGUAUUUGUUUUUGCUCUGCACUGCAUCGCCAUUGCUGUUUGCGAAUGUGUUCCCCCAUACAAAAGAAUAAAAUGGAGGAAUCAUUUGUAUCAAAUUCAACGGAAGAAGAGCUAGGGAAGUUGCGUAGCAUGUGGCAGCUCGCAUCUGUGCUUAAUUUCUUUCAUGUUUUUCGUCCUGUUCUGGAAAUCGGAGUGAAAUUUUCAGCGGAGGAUUUGGAGGCAGCUCUCAUCACCCCAAAUGCCAUGCUCUCAGACAUUCAUAUUUCACUCUUGAAGGAGGUACUUCAACCAUGUAAGGUUAAAUUGCAACAUGACACAUGGGUGACAAUGCUAUGCAAGACCCUGAAAGAGUGGUGGCAGUGGGUUGCUGAAGGAGAACUGCCAAUUGUCACAUCACAUGGAGGAGAGAUUACUGCCUAUAAAGAACUUGAUCCUGGGAUCCGAUUGUUGAUUUUAAAGGCACUAUGUGAGAUUCGUUUAGAGCAAGAUGACAUUCGGACUUACAUAAGUGAUACUUCAAAAAACAGUGACAAGUUUGUUGCAUUCUAUAAGGAGCCAUUAGAGGGAAAUACUGAUGGAACUUCAUACUGGUAUGAGGAUGAUUCUAGCAUGGGACCUCGGUUGUACAAGGAGAUCCAGAAAGUCCAGAGUCAAACACAAUCUAAGGGGAGAGGUAAUUCAUCACAGCCAGAUAUAACAUGUCACUGGGAAACCAUUGCUACAAAUCUUGAUGAAUUUCAGAGAAUCUUUGUAAGUACUGUUUCAAGUGGGAAUGAGGUUGAGAAGAGGCUUGCAAACAAACUUAAGAAUGACAUUCUUCCAGAGAUUGAGAAGAUUCAAAAGAGAAAAGAACAAGCCUUACAGCGAAGAGAGCAAGCCUUGAGAAGAAUGCAAAGGGAUGAUAUGAUUAUGGAUGGAUCUUCCACAGGCCGCUGUCUUCGUGAACGUAAACCAGUUAAUUACACAUUUGAUGAUUAUGACCGAUCAAUUGCGGAGGCAAUAGAAAUAACAAAGCAGGGGCAAUUGUCUCCGAACACCGUGCUGGAAAAUGAUGCAUCCGCAGACAACAGUCCUGCAGGAGUUGGUAAAGAAAUUGAUCUUUAAAAUUUGAACUCCAGAUGUACUUCCAUAAAUUUUUGAAGAUGGGUGUAGAGUAUUAUAGAGGGGACCGCUGGUCUGUAGCAGAAUGAUUUCGUACAAGUCAAAUCAUUCUCUGCUGGAAUGCAGAAAGUUUGAAUCUUUCUUGGUCUCUUUAUAUGCUUGGCGUACUUGGAGCAAAAACUGGCAUCAUAAUAUGAAAUGCCCAUUUACAGGAAAAUUAUAUACCAUUGUAUUUAAGAAGCCAAUUAGAUUAAUGACUGGAAAAUGCUUAGGAAGUGAUUACUCUUUGACCCAGGGCUGAUGAGCAGCUUGCAGUAGCUGCUAAAAGCCUAAAAUUCAAAGAUCUGGUGUACCUGCUAUACACAUAGUCAAUAUACAUAGGGAGUCAAAAUGUAGAGAUCAUUAUGUAAAAUUAAGAAUUUUGUGCUCUGUUAUGCCAAAAAAGAAGGAACUAACUUUCAAACUUCUAGUGA
This is a messenger RNA of Cryptomeria japonica (Japanese cedar), 1577 nucleotides long. Its product is annotated as DDT domain-containing protein DDR4. Bases 49 to 1107 code for a protein of 352 amino acids. The record is from RefSeq and is a predicted model, not a curated record. The transcript has 11 exons. NCBI's taxonomy places the organism in Eukaryota, Viridiplantae, Streptophyta, Pinopsida, Cupressales, Cupressaceae. Gene Ontology annotation, cellular component: RSF complex. Gene Ontology annotation, biological process: regulation of DNA-templated transcription.